This is a messenger RNA of Oryzias latipes (Japanese medaka), 7865 nucleotides long. The record is from RefSeq and is a predicted model, not a curated record. NCBI's taxonomy places the organism in Eukaryota, Metazoa, Chordata, Actinopteri, Beloniformes, Adrianichthyidae.
AUGUGUAUAAAUGUGUAACAUGCCUCUCCAAAGUGUCAGAUUCAAAGUAACAGCGAGAAAUUCCAACCGGAAAAAGAUGGACAAUCUCCUCGACCAAUGGGAGCGCUCCUUUCCAGCCAGCGCGUGCCAAAAAUGGGAGGGUCCAUCUCUGGUAUAGCGUGCCAUUUCCGCAAGUCAAUAAAGGCCACUGGGAAAGGUUAAAGAGGAAGUAAAAGUCAGCUAAACGCACGCGGACGUGGGUGUUAGCCCUUCUACCACCUUUGCAUUUUUACAAACGAACAGUUUUUCUUCAGUCACAUGAUGAUGUGGAGGCCGAACGAAAGCGACACGGACGGCGCCGUUUCUCCUAAGAAAGAAACGUAUUAUUUUCUGGGGGAAAGAACAAGAAGUCGAUAAAACAAAGGUAGAGUAAAGGAAAACAGUAAUAUGCUGAAGCUGAAGGAGGGAUUUGACCUGCACAGAGACGUGGUGCUGGAAAUCCUCAGGAAAGAGGCGUCGGUCUGUCGGAUGACAGAGUACUCUGAAGCGGUGGACGCUCGUCUCCUGAACAUCGAGAGCGAUGGGGGCAUCCUUUAUUCGUGGAAGGGAGCUACAGGCACCACCAGGAUUGGCAAAUACGACCAGAACACCAAACAGAACAAGCUCCUGUACACCUUCGACAAGCAGGUGUGCAUCAGCAGCUGCUCCCUUAACAAGGAGGAGACCCUGCUUGCCGUCAGCCUGGCGCAAAACAUCAGAGGAGAGGAGCGUCUAAAACCAAUUUCAAAGUGUCUAACUCUCCUCAUUGAGAUCCAUCCCAUAAACAACACAAAAGUCCUGAAGGCAGUGGACUGCAGAGUCAAAGUGCAGUUUCUUCAUCAAGAUGGCGACAGGAAGUCGGUGCUGGAGAGCCAUCUGCUGCUGUUUGCCGAGGACGGAUAUGUGGAUCUCUAUCAUGUGCUACUGAGCAAGCAGGAGGGUUACAGAGUGGUAAUGGCAAAUCCCGAGCGUUUGUCCAAAACAGCAGAAAGAAUCGUGGAGGAUUUCUGCUGGGUCCAGUGGGACGGACACACUCAAAGACUCCACUAUCUCACGUUCAAGGACAAGUAUCUGCUGCGGUGUGUUCAGUUCCACCCCAACAAUAACUGUGAAACUGUGCUGGAGCUUCACUUGAAUCUGCCGGCUAAUUCUUUCCCCACAGUCAAGUUUGUGAAUCUCGGCUUUGACCACUAUCACGAUGAAAAACCCAGUCGGGAGCUUGUUAGGAUGAGAGUGUUCACAAACCCAAUAGAAAGAAGCUUGUGUGUGUUCUACAGCCAACCCCUGAAAGACAAAAAGGAGCUGAUAUACACUGUGGUUUUGGUUCACAAAGACUGCACCAAGAGGUUCAGAGUGGAUCUGGCCAGCGACGGGUCUUCACAGAACUCCCAGCAGCCUCAUCCUCUCUUCAUUCCCAUAGGUUACUACGUCCUGGUGUAUCUGCAGGGACAUUUUCUCCACUGCAUCAACACCCGCCAACAGGAGAUGCUCUGCUAUUCCCUCUUUUUCUCCGGUCAUGAUGUGAACUCAGGGCUGCAGUGUCAGUCAGCUGAUAUCGCAGUGCUGCAUGCAGAGGGACGGCCUACCUGUCUGCUGGAGCUCGUCAGCGGGAAGAUCAACGCUGUCCAGCUCAGCUCUGACUUCCUGCUGCAGAUCCUGCGAUCAGACACAUGUUCCAGGUGGCCCGGCAGUGCGGCUGACCCUCAACGCCUGGCUGCCCUCCACUGCCUGCUGGUUUACAUGGGAAACGACCCAAAACUGGAGCUGAAGAUUAUGUCGUGGGUGUGCGACAACGUGAACACAAUUGAAUCCUUUGAUCUGAUCCAGGAGUUCAUUCUAGCCUCUUGGUACAGAAUAGGUUAUAACAGGUUUCUUGGCUUGGAUAAAGUCUUGCCUUUCUCUUCUAUUUUUGAAAAGAAGGAGGUCCCAGGUUGUCUGUUGGAUGUCCCUUGUGUUUGUUGCACCAAUGGAUUCCACGCCGAACCUGUUUUUAAAGGGAAGACCAGGGGCCUUCUCAAUUUCUGGUCAGAGCUGCAGUGCAACACGGAAAGGACUAAAAGUCUAGAUGCUCUGAUGCACUCCAGAUACAGAACCUCCCACAUUCAGGCCGAAUGGGAUAAACUGAAAUCUGAGAAAAAACCCUCCAGUCACAUGGAUCACAUGGAGGAGAAUGCAAAGAAAGUUCUCUCUAUGGUGGACACCUGGUGUCUCGAGAAGAAGCUGGUGCCACUUUUUCAGGAGGAAGACCAUCAGCAAAGGCUGCUCAUAGGCCUGACGGUUGACAAACUUCGAGAGCACAUCAACAGACACCUGCCUCGACUGGGGAAGAAGAAGAUUGACUCGCUGGUUAUCAACUAUGUAGCCAAACUGUUGGAGCUCAUCCGUCAGAUGUUGGAGUCCGCCUGGGCCAAAUACAAACUGGGCUCCCGAGUUCUGUGCCUCAUGCAGCAGGGCAGCCCGGCUGAGUGGUCCGUGUUUCAUUUCAUGUGUCGGAUCCUGGAGUCCACGCGUGGCCUCUGCCUGCCCCUCCCACCUGGCUAUCACACCCUGUUUGCUGUGUUUGCUAUCCGCUGCCUCCCUCACAACACCUUCCUGCAGUACAUUGAUCACGGUUUUCUGCAGCUCACUGAAACCUUCGCGUCCCGCCUCAUGACAGAUUUGGACAACAGCAAAGCCAACGAGAGACUGAAGUUCAGCAUACUGAAGAGACUACCGGAGGUCGUGGAGCAGAGGGUCUACCACAUGUGGGAUCAUCCCGUCAGCUCCGCCUCCAUUUCCAGAGAUUAUGUCAGGGGUCUGCUGGAGAAACACAACAAAUAUAAGGGAAUUGCUGCUGCUGGCAGAGAAAAGCCUGGCUUCAGACACGAGUUCCUGCCUCUUACCUACCUGGCAAAUACACUCUCUGAUAUUGAGGCGCAAGCAGCUCCGAACCCGUUCGAGGAGCAGGAGAACGUGGAUGCCAGGUUUGUGGAGGAGACGGCUCUGAUGCAGACGCUCAUCCUGCUGGGCUUAGAGAAAAAAUGAGGGCUGGCGAAGAGCGCAGAGGAGAGACGGGCGAUCGGGGGGUCGUCUCCGCCAGGAGGCUUUAAGGACAAGUGGAGCUGAUGGAUGACUACCAGUUCAGAUGCAGAGUAAACAAGCUCUUGCUGUCCGAUGACAAAUGAGGGCGGGGGACUUAGUCUGCUCUUCAGGAAAAAAAAAAAAAAAUCGAAGCCUAAGAGGCGCGGGAAUGUAUGUGUUAACCGAAAGCAGGAAAUUCAUCUGGAAACAUCAAAUCAAUAAGUGCAGGCAGCUAACUCAUUGCAGCAACAGUUUUUUUCCUGGAAGCCACCCUCACCUGUUGAAAAAAACACAAAACCAUCAGGCUGAACGCUUCCAUUCAGGUCCCAUCAGGCUUUAAAGUCAUCCAAUCAGAACAAAAUCAGGGACGUUUUGAGGACAAAUGGGGACGGAGGUUGAGUCCGGGUCACAUUCACUCCUACGGAUGCUGUGGGUUCUGGGUUGUCCGGACCCAUGAAGAGCCGUAGACAGGAGUCUUGAGGGGAGCGCCCUAAAAGCUCAUGCGACCACUUUACCCCUUGUGCUAUCUUGUGGGGUCCAGAUGACCCCACCCUUACAUUGACGUGUUCUCCCUACCAUGACAAAGGUGGAUAGGAUUUCACUGUCUUGUGGGGUCAUCUGAACAAGGGUCGAUGCACAAGGGUUAAGGACUGACAUAAAAAUGGAACGUACCAUUGUUGUGUGUGUGAUUAGUGCAUCAUCAAUUGUUUGUAUGGUUAAUGUAGGUGCGUCACACCCAGGUUGUUCUUGUAAAUUAGAACAUGUUCUUAAUAGCUUACCUGGUUUAAUAAAAGGUAGUUAAAAUAUCACAUGAACAGCACUAACAGGGCCCUUACACAGCGUCCAGUGGGGUUGAAAAAAAACGGUACGACACGAUUGCGUCUCACCUUCCCUUGCGUGCUGUUGGAGUGUCCACGACGACCUGUCCCCCGCAGCAUGCCCGUAGAAAAGAUGUGCACAAACAUUUUUUUUGCUCUACGGGCUCGCCGAUGGAUCGGCCCAUAAUUUGGAUAUUCCCCAACGGGUUUCUACCGCGUGCCCCCCACAGGUUUGACCAUUUUGUGCCCACAAACAGCUCGAAUCAGCCCGUUAGGGCACUUGUGACUAAGGCCUAACCACAUAAAGAUUGUCUAUGUGUAUAUUAGAUGUGUAAUUAUAUUUGUCCCACUAAAAUUGAACUCCAAAACCAGGAAAUACGUUUUUCUCAGAAACAGCUUUUUAAAAGAGUUUUUUCCCCCCUUUUUCUGUAGAGCACAGGACAGCAGAGCUUUACUGUUACCAAUUAAUUUGCUUCAGAGCAGCUGUGGAGCCCCAAGAUAAAUCGGGGAACCAUCCCAGCCCCCAUUGAUGUAAUUAAGAGGGCGAGGGGCAGAACAGAGGCAGGAGUGAGCUGUUCUGUUCUUGAGAACAGCUAAAAGUCCGGGACUUUUCUUUUUUUUUAACCUCUAUUACUGAAGGAUGAACAAAUCACUCAUUUCCCGGAUGAUUGCCUCCCCCACACCCAGUUAUGCAGUCAGUUAUGGAGCUGUCUAACAGUCGGGGGGGGGUCAUCUGGAAGCUGGCAGCAGCAGCAAUGGAGGAUCACACACAUCCCGCCUGCGGGUUUCCUCCUAAGACGCGUCCGUCAGACGAGCACCGUUUCCGCCUGAGCUGGACAUCCAGACGUCUUUCAGCCAUUUAUCCAAAACUUUCAUUUGACUCACUCAACUAAAUUGUGUGCGUGCCACAUGCUGGGAGGAUCACAUGUUGGUUAGAAUUUUUUUCUUCAAAGGGAAUGGACUGGUUUUCAGUCACAAGUUAGCAUCUCUGAACUCUCCAGCCAAUUUACAGCUUCUCUUUAAUCCCUUUGCCUUUUUUUCCCUUCUCACUGCCACUGGCUUCAUUUCCAUUUCCUCUCGUCAUUCUUUAUGCUCUUUCGUUACCCAAGCUUUCCCUCUUCUGGAUCAAUCACUCAAAGCAUUAAACAACCCCCCCCCCCCCCCCCACCUGUUUAUUCAAAGAUUUAAAAACCUUUGAAGAGGGGGAGCACAAACAAGGAAUAUUUCAGCAUCCCGGAAAAAUCAAUUCAUCUAUAAGAGAGAAGGAGUCCGAGCGGCUGGAGGUGGGUUGCCAGGCACUGAAAUUAACGGGAAACUUGUGAACAUUAUGCAACCAACCCCCCCCCCCCCGGUUCCCUCGGCUGUGUCUCACUGGCAGGGUGCGGUGUAACUGCUGGAUGAGUGGAAACAUUGCCGGUAAAUUUGACAGAAAAAAGGGAAACAAGUUGGACCAGAUGUGAGGUUGCAAGGAUGCAAAGCAGGGAGGACGCAGCAAUUAGAAGAGAACUCAGUGUAGCAGACAUUUCUCUUUUUUUAUGUUUUUAACUUCUAAUGAGUUCUGAGCUGACGUAGAAUUUCAAAGCAAGCACCUCCCCGUCACGUGGAAGCAUGUGGCGUCUUUGCAAAGUGUCUCAUGUUGGCCCCGGGUUGGGACGGCUUGAAAGGGGCCAUGGCGCCGUACGGUUUGGGCAGAGGAAGCGUGUCGUUCUCGGGGAUGUAGGCGUUGGGCCGGAUGUUGGCGGUGGUGCGUUUCCCGCUCUGCAGAUGCCUCCACUUGUCUUCGCCGGCGAGCUGUGGACAUAGAAGAAGCAGGUCACUGGAACCUGCGUUACCUGCGAAUAACCGAAGCUGCUUUUCUCCACGUCAGAGUCCGCUGAUUCAUCUGAUCAGCAUAAAAGGUUGAAUAGUGUUAAAGGGUUAAAGUUAGAAAAACUCUAAAUAAGUUUACCAUUUAUUUAGAUGUUAAAGGCCGCAAGUAUCAUUUGUUAUCGUUAAAUCAUUUGAAGUUUUAACAUGCUUAAUUAAAACUACAAGUCAUCCAUCUCUUGGUCCUUUUGUUUUUAAAGCUGCUUCAUACAGGAAGUUGGUGACUCUUAAUUUGAAAGUGUUUCUCCUGCAAAGUCAUAUUAAAAUCUGUAAACUUGAUUGCUUUUUUUUUUUAACCCAAAUUUUGAUGCUAAAAGUUGGUUUAGCUUCUUUUACAGCAACAUUACAGACAAUAAUAAUCAGUCUUACUUCCCAAACUUAGGGGUUACCUUUACUGAGUCUCUAAACUAGUCUUCCUUUUCCACAACUGCUUCAAAAUCUUAAGAAAUAAAACUCCUAAAAAGGUAAAUAAACCUCCUUAAUGCAAUGACAUCACUGGCAUUCUCUUUAAGUUUAGGGUCUAUUUCCACUUUGGAGGAGAACACUCUGUUUAAUAAAGCACAAACUCGCUCUACAGAACGCCGACAGUUGUGUGCGGGAUUGAUUGGCGCUGUGGCGUGGGAGAUGGAUCAGCGGGUAACCAUGGGGGACGGUUGCACAUUUCCUCCUGCCAUUGCCGUUGACUGUCACUCCCACAACAGCAUGCAGACGAACUGUGGCCAAACCCCUCGCCGAGGCUUCAAAGAGACGGCGGCGCUCUGGUGCAUAUGGGCUGUUCCCCCCCCCGCUGGCGUGCGAUCUGAGGGGCGCGGCCGAGACAACUGGAGGGUGUGUGUGUGGUUUGAAUGUUAAACGGAGGAGUGGAAGGGACUGACCAGUCUAAUGAGGUCUAACAAUGGAAUGGAGGUUUUUGUGUCACCGCAGAUUGAAAGGACGAGCGUUUCUUCCUGUUUGAGUUUUCUGGAGUUGGAGCGUUGCUGUGUCAGCUGGGAUGGAAACAGGAGGAAGAAUGUGAAGACACAUUUCUGUUCUGCAACAGACGGGCUGAAGACACGUCUUAGAAUUCCUGUUUGUGCCAUUUUCCUUGUUGUUUUUCCCCUCUUCUGCCAAUCAUCUCCAGUGUGCAGGUGUUGAAAAUAGUUCAUUUCAAGGCCGUUACAGUUUUCACAGCAUCUUCCUCAGAACCCCAGUCGAUCUUGCUCCUCAAAUAUCCCAAAUUCUUUUGUUUUUACCUUCUCCUUCUCUUCUUUGUCCUUCUGUCUCCUCCUUUUGUCCCGGAGCCUCCUCUUCCACUCCUCCUCUAUUUCGGGAUGUGGUGACAAGCCCUGCUCCAGCCGACGCUGGCACUGCUCCAUCUGGAAACACAGCAAAAGGAUCGAUCACUUUGUAUUCCUUUCCCUCCGUGGCUCCAUUCAGAGCCAGAUGGUCGGGUUCCUGUCGAAACGAACAUUCACAGUCGCAGACGGACAGCAGCUCCUGACACUCCCUGAAUACUGUGACUGCAUGUGGAUUCAGAAUCCUCACACAUCUGCAGUUUCUGACAACAACAAAACCCUGUAGGUUCACCCAGAUCAGAAAAACGGCAACAAACUCCAACUGCAUGGAAGCAGAGACACGCCCCAAGGUUCAAGCACGGCGGCAGAAGAGGAAUGGUUGGGGAUAGUUUGAGCGAAUGGAAGGAUACCUGUCCACCUGACGAGAAAGCAGAACAUGUGAGAAGAAGAAAAAUGAUUGCUGUAUUUCGUUUUUAAACUAAAGAAUCCACAUUAGUUGGUGUUAAUUUUUCGGUUAUAUAUUUUUCUUUUUGUUUAUUGUUUUGAGAGAGGAGAACGGAAGUAAUAAAUAAGUAAUAAGGGUAAAAAUAUAACUUUCUUCUUUCAGUUCUCCUUUUAUUUCCACAAUAAAGGUUUGCCUGUAUUGUUUUGAUUUUGUAAUUGUUCUGAGGUAAAUAAGUAAACAAAUAAUGCUAUGUAGUAGAUCAAGAAUAAAACGAAAAUCCUUUGCUCAGAUUGUCAAUAUUUUUGUGCUAAAAGUUGCAUUUGAGAUCUCUAACUGGUUAUGAUACUUUAUUAAUUCAUAAUAAAUCUCUUUUAUUUCUGUUCU